Molecule: messenger RNA, 2380 nt
Organism: Talaromyces stipitatus ATCC 10500
Lineage: Eukaryota; Fungi; Ascomycota; Eurotiomycetes; Eurotiales; Trichocomaceae
Exons: 2
Coding region: 1-2073 (690 amino acids)
Source: RefSeq, a predicted model, not a curated record
AUGGUCUUUUCAUCAGAUCAGCCCUCGGUGGUCUCCGCAGGGCAAGAGGUUGAAGUGGUGGACGACUGUGACGAGCCUCCCGAUCAGAACCGUCUACACAACCGUCCUAAUAACGAUCAAAUAUACAUCAAAUCACCUCCCUUGGUAGCGGAAAAGAAGGAAUCUCUGCUCACCCGAGCUUUGAAGAGUCCCGAAAUCCCUCCCGUCGAUCGUACCCGAAAAGCCUCUUAUCCUAUGAGCAAUGGGAGCGGCCACUCUACGGCUGAAUUGACCAGCGACGGCGAUCUCACCAGCCCAGCCUAUUCUAAUACCUCCAGCCCACCACACGUAUCUACACUUCACCUAGCUCCUGUCUUGGAAUCAAGGACAGCUUCGCCACCUGCUGAUCCUAAUGAAUCAAAAAUUGAGGCUGACUUAGGCCGCAAGCGGUGUAUCAGCUUUGCCUGUACAGCUCGGCAACCAGUACGCCCAAAAGAAGUUGAGAAGCAGAAAACGGAAGAUAGCGACGCGACGAACCCUCCCCAACGCAAAUCAAGGAGAUGCCAAUCGUACACCUCUCGCACAAAUCGCUCUCCUCCACCAACAUGCCGCCGCUCCUCCGCGGACUCGAAACAAGCCGAUGCUACUCCGAUCCGUGCUACAGAACCGGCGCCUGUGAAGAAGCCUGGUAGCAUUCACAUGCCUGGUUUGGGUGAUUUUCAGCCAUCCGAAGAGACACGCUUUCACGAAUUUGCAAGUUCCUUGGAAGAGGUAGACGGAUGGGUAGCCCAAGCGACUGAACAUCAGGGAAAGAUUACGGUGGCCGACUGCAUGAAAAAAGAAAUGGCCAUCCGGAAAUUGGGAGAAGAAGCUGAGGCCGAAGCUAUUGCUGAAGAAGAGGAAGAGGAUGAAAUGGAUAAUGGAGACGAAGACGACACGGUAGACUUGGACGACGAGGAAGAAGAUGCAGAUACAGUCCACGACUUUUCUUCUGACGACGGCAAUGAGUCAGAUAACGAGGCUGGAUUUGCUGACUCGGAUGAUGAGAGUGAUGACAAUUCCGAAUACGAGUUCUGGGCACCCUCAACGACUACCGCAGCGACAAGCGCUGACAAUAUGGAUAUUAUCCGUUUGGCCGUCGAUCGUCGCAAUUCCACUACAUCCAUCGAAUCUUUGAAACAUGAAUAUAGUCGACCUCCAUCGUCAAUGGCUGGAUCCAAGGGAAAGAGUCGCCGUCCAAUCAAUAUUCCUCGAGCACAGACUCCGGACUUGCCGGAUAGCACUGAUUUUGUGUGUGGAACACUCGAUGAAGAUCGCCCUCUAGAAGCGGCGUACAUAUCAUGCAUCGAAGAACGUCGUCGCAAAAAGCACAUUCCAGUUCCACAGGAUAUUGACCCUAGUUUCCCAACUACGGAUCCUGAAGACAAUGACGAUGACUUGGAAGAGAAUGAGGAUGACGCCGAGGAUGAUGAGGUAGCGACCGCUGCACGCAUCGAAGAGGAUCUUUUACGCGGCAGAUCCAAGGGAACAUUGAAAAAGAAGACGACAAGAGCAUCUCCUCGACGUGUUCAUUCACCUGCUCCACGUGCACAUGGACAGGUUUCACCGAAGCGCAUGAAAUCUCCCGCUCCCAAACCUCGCCAUGCAUUGGCUGCUGGGUUGCCUACGAUUUCUAUCCCCGUUCCAAGGACAGGCGUCAAUAUUACGGGACCCGUGCAACGUCCUCACUACGGCCGGACCAAGUCUUUACCUCGCACUCCCAACCCAUUCUUCACAGGCUUAGAAGAGUCUAGACAACCCAUUCAACAGGCAUCUCCUUCAGGAAAGUCCAUAGACGGACCAUCCUCCCGCAGUCGGGAACUGCACACGCGCGGACCCAUUGAUAUCAUUCAAGGGCUGGAGCGCAAACGACAAAAACGCAAGGAAAAAUUCUGGCGCCAACAUUGUCGCAAAGCAGCUGCCAAGGAACAAUCCGAACGACGUGCAGCACGCGGCAAAGGUGCAGAACGCAUGAAAGAGCUUGGUCUUGAAGUGGCUGAGCGGUUUAAAGCAUACGGUGUUACCAAAGAUACCCAAUUGAUGCUGUCUGUUUAAUGAGAUUGAACUUUCUCUUGAUAUUUGUGCUCUUUUCUUAAACUUCUGAUGUACAUACACUAACAUCUUUUCUUAUCAUUUUUAAACAUAAAUUCCUGUCAGAGCAUGAUGUUAAGUCAAACAUUACAGCGUCAAGGUGGUUGAUUGAUGAAAAUAAAUUUAAUUCAUUUAUUUCUCUCUAUAUCCUUUUGUGCAUUUGGUUUGGUUUUGCAUUACUGGUUGGUUGAUUGAAGCGAGCAGUCCUUUUAUACAGAUAUAUACCCAUCGCAUUACGAGUGUAUAUAAGAAUGUCAAUGACCUAACGAUC